AUGUACCUGCCCCCGGUGCUCUCAGAUGGAACGAUCCAAGCUCUCCUAUCUCAUCUCAGUCUCCCUGCCGCCAAGGUUAUCUCACCUUUAACAGCAACUGCUGCCUACCAUUCUAUAUAUCUCCUCAAUUUCCCUCCAGAAUGUACUUCCAGCCUAGAGCCAGCCGAGGUGCGAGAGCCAGACGGCUCAGUAACCCUCGUCCUCCGUGUCUCGGGCAAACAUCUCCCCCGCAUCAAGACCAUCAAUGAGGUGUCAGUCAUGAGAUGGGUCAAGGAAAACACCAAAAUACCUGUGCCGGCAGUAGUACGCUUCGACGCCUCGGAGGAUAACCCACUGGGCCACGAGUUCACCUUGCUGGAGAGGGCACCAGGCAUUAGCGUCGACAAGGUCUACGACCAGCUCGACACGGCAACGAAGCACUCCCUGAUCUCGCAACUUGCGGGAUUCCUGGCACAGAUCCACGCCCACUCAUUCGAUUUGAUAGGAGGCAUGCAGCUCUCCCACCAGGACGGGGCCAUUGUCCCUGGGCCAGUCCUCGACGAGACAUUCUGGCAGGCCACGGACGUGGCCAAGUACUGGCCACCGGAGGAGUCUGUGUCGACGCUCAACAUCUCCGGCCCGUAUGAAAGCUACACGGCACUGUGCGCUGCCCAGAUGGAGCGGCUCAUCUACGCCAUUGAAAAGCACGACUCGUUGGCUUGGAUCCGUGAACUGGUGCCCCGGCUGCAGACGUUCGUGGACCUCCUCACAAAGGAGCAGGAGAAAGUCAAGGAUAUGAAGCUCGAUGACGCGAAGAUCGUGCUGGCGCACAAGGACUUGCAUUUCGCCAACAUCAUGUUUGAUCCCCUCACCGGGGAGAUCACUGGCAUCCUGGACUGGGAAUUCGCGGGCACGGUGCCGGCGCCCAGGUGGAAUCCUGUACGAGCGUUCCUAUGGAAGGGUCAAUUCACGGACGAGGCGAAGGCUGAGAAAGAGGCUCUGAUGAUUGUGUUUGAGCGGAUGUGUAAGGAGCGUGGGAUCACGGUGUUGGAGGACGCCGAGGCAAAUUCGCAUCAGAUGGCUAUGCAGGACGUUUUGCGCUAUACGAGAGCCAUCGUGGAAGUCUGCCCGCGGGGUGAGAAGCAGGAUAUGGUGGUAGUAUGGAGAGAAGCGGUUGAGGAGGGACUGUCGAAAUUCAAGAUAUGA
Messenger RNA from Diaporthe amygdali, 1185 nucleotides. RefSeq names its product APH-domain-containing protein. Lineage: Eukaryota; Fungi; Ascomycota; Sordariomycetes; Diaporthales; Diaporthaceae. The record is from RefSeq and is a predicted model, not a curated record. The transcript has a single exon. The coding region runs from base 1 to 1185 and encodes 394 amino acids.